Messenger RNA from Gambusia affinis (western mosquitofish), 2944 nucleotides. Its product is annotated as extracellular calcium-sensing receptor-like. The transcript has 7 exons. The coding region runs from base 378 to 2675 and encodes 765 amino acids. Gene Ontology annotation, cellular component: membrane. Gene Ontology annotation, biological process: G protein-coupled receptor signaling pathway. Gene Ontology annotation, molecular function: G protein-coupled receptor activity. NCBI's taxonomy places the organism in Eukaryota, Metazoa, Chordata, Actinopteri, Cyprinodontiformes, Poeciliidae. The record is from RefSeq and is a predicted model, not a curated record.
CACCUCCAAGCCUGAGCUUCCAAUAUGCAGAGGGAGGUUAGUAAAGAGGAAAGACGAAGUGUGUUAGAUGAAGAUGUGCAUUAAUCUUUUUAAAAAUGUGAUUUUUCAUGCUCAAAACAACGCAAAAAGGCUUAGCAGUAGAUUUGAGUAACUUGAAUUGUUCCAAUAAUUAUAUUUAGAUUUCAGUUAACAUUUCUACAUUUGAAUCUCUAUGAACUUUGAAAUUAUUUCUUGUUUUGGAACUUUGUUGGUCCCACAACUUUGUUCAAGUUGUUUUGUUUUUAAUGUCAGGAAUAUUUGUUUUCCUGGGUUAGAAUCAGAACUCUCAUUUCAUUCUGUGCAGCUUUAACGCUUGGGCUCUGCAAUUCUCUCGCACAAUGGUCUUUGCUAUUGAGGAGAUCAACAACAGCACAGAGCUGCUGCCAGGCGUCAGACUUGGAUAUCAGAUAUUUGACACUUGCGCCUCUGUGCCUCUUGCUGUGCAUGCUGCAUUUCAGCUUUCUAACGGCCAGGAUCCCGUGUUUUACCAAGGUAGCAACUGUUCAAAGUCUGGAGAGGUGGUGGCUGCUGUUGGAGACUCUGGAUCCACAUCCUCUAUCAGCAUCUCACAAAUCUUUGGGUCCUUUAAAAUCCCUCUGGUAAGCUACUUUUCCACUUGUGCCUGCCUGUCUGAUAAACAUGAGUACCCAACGUUUUUCAGAACAAUUCCCAGUGAUUAUUACCAAGCUGCUGCACUGGCCAAACUGGUGAAACACUUUGGCUGGACUUGGAUCGGAGCCAUCCAUUCGGACUCAGUUUAUGGAAAUAAUGGCAUGGCUUCUUUCCUUGACACAGCACUCAAAGAGGGGAUCUGUGUGGCGUACAUUGAAUCUUUCUAUCGAACUGACCCACAGAACAAGAUCAGAAAAGUAGCUGAUGCCAUCCGCAGAUCUACAGCCAAAGUAGUUUUGGCAUUUGCAGGUGGUGGUGAUAUGAAGGUCCUCCUAGAGGAGCUGAGCAGAGAACCAACUCCACAUCUGCAGUGGAUUGGAAGUGAAGCAUGGAUAAGUGAACCACUUUUGAUGAGUUUCAGUUUCUGUGCAGGAGCUUUUGGAGUUGCCAUUCAGCAAUCUGUCAUUCCAGGGCUGAGAGAUUUCCUCCUGGAUCUCUCUCCCUCUGAAGUGGCAGCUUCCUCAGUGCUGACUGAGUUCUGGGAGGAUGCAUUCAACUGCAGCCUGACAGAAGCUGCUGAUCCACAUAAGGGAAAAUGUGAUGGAAUGGAAGAUAUUAAAGCUCUUAAAAGUCCGUAUACUGAAACAUCUCAGUUAAGAGGUUCUAACAUGGUGUACAAGGCUGUGUAUGCAGUAGCGCAUGCCAUUCACAAUGCAGUGUGUCAGGAAACAAACGGACCCACUCAGUGUGACAAACACAAGCGUCUAGAGCCUGAACAAGUUUUCACUGAACUAAAGAAAGUCAACUUUUCCCAAAAUGGCUACCAUGUCUCAUUUGAUGCUAAUGGAGAUCCUGUGGCGUUUUAUGAGCUGGUAAACUGGCAGAAAAGUGAGAGUGGAGUUAUUGAACUGGUAACAGUGGGAUAUUAUGAUGCUUCACUGCCAAGAGGCCAGGAGUUUCUUAUUAACAGGAAUAUUACCUGGAUGGAUGGUUACAAACAAGUUCCAGUGUCAGUUUGCUCAGACAGUUGUCCUCUAGGAACUCGCAAAGUGUUGCAGAAAGGAAAACCAAUCUGCUGCUAUGACUGUAUACCAUGUCCUGAAGGAGAGAUCAGCAACAUGACAGAUUCCCCUGAUUGCUUCCCGUGUCCCAGAGAGUUCUGGCCAAAUCCAAAGAGAGAUGCCUGUUUCCCAAAACCUGUGGAGUUUCUUUCCUUCGAUGAAGUUCUGUCAAUCAUCCUGACUGUAGUGUCAAUCAGUGGAGCCUUUCUGGCCAUUAUUACAUCAGUGAUUUUCUACCAUCACAGAACAACUCCAAUUGUCAGAGCCAACAACUCUGAGCUGAGUUUCCUGCUGCUCUUCUCUCUGACUCUGUGUUUCUUAUGUUCAUUAACUUUCAUUGGAGCCCCCUCUGAGUGGUCCUGCAUGCUGCGGCACACAGCGUUUGGCAUCACAUUUGUUCUCUGUAUCUCCUGUGUUCUUGGCAAAACUAUAGUGGUUCUAAUGGCCUUUAAAGCUACACUUCCUGGUAGUAAUGCUAUGAAAUGGUUUGGUCCUCCACAGCAAAGAAUGACUGUAGUAUCUUUUACAUUUAUUCAGGUUAUAAUAUGUAUCAUUUGGUUGGUUGUGAGUCCUCCCUUCCCAGUGAAAAAUCUGACCACCUACAAGGAGAAGAUCAUCCUGGAAUGUGCGUUAGGCUCUGCUGUUGGUUUCUGGGCUGUGCUCGGCUACAUCGGCCUGCUGGCUGUGUUUUGCUUUGUGUUAGCUGUUCUAGCUCGGAAACUACCUGAUAAUUUCAACGAAGCCAAGAUGAUAACCUUCAGCAUGUUGAUAUUCUGUGCAGUCUGGAUCACCUUCAUCCCAGCUUAUGUCAGCUCUCCUGGGAAAUUUACUGUGGCUGUGGAGAUAUUUGCUAUUCUGGCCUCCAGUUUUGGACUGAUACUGUGUAUAUUUGCUCCAAAGUGUUUCAUCAUUUUGUUUCAGCCUGAGAAAAACACUAAAAAAUAUUUGAUGACUAAAAAAUAAAUUUUCAAGUGUUUUCAAACAAUGACAAUGAUUUCAGUUUGUGUAAAAUUUUAAAUGUAUGUUGUCCGAAAUGUUAUCUUUUCUAAAUUUUGACAAAUGUCUUUUGCUUCUGUCUAAUUCUGACACUGUCCCUUUAACCUGGUGUUGACUUCUGUGACAAAUAUUUGUUUACCUCCGAAACAAAUAAAACUGUUGUAGGUAAUUAUUGCGGAUAUAAGACUUUUACGUUUGUCUUCUUGUUGUGACAGUAUAACACGGAACAAAAAGUG